Molecule: messenger RNA, 1566 nt
Organism: Pyrenophora tritici-repentis Pt-1C-BFP
Lineage: Eukaryota; Fungi; Ascomycota; Dothideomycetes; Pleosporales; Pleosporaceae
Product: BRLZ domain containing protein
Source: RefSeq, a predicted model, not a curated record
AUGAACGAGCCACCAUCGAAGCGGAGGAGGACAAACUCACCCGACGACCGAGCAUCGAGCCCUCUCAGAAAGCCUCCGCGAAGACCUUCAUAUGCAUCGCCUACGAAAUCCCAACUUGCGCGCAACUAUCCGAACCUUUUGCCCUCCAGGAGAUCCACUCUCAGCGCAUCUCCCAGGCGCCCGCGCCCCGCUGCUGGACAGAAUGGACUUCAAAGAGAGAAAUUGAGCGACGCAACCCUUGGCGCUCAAGAGUCUGCCAAAGAGAAGGAAAAUGGGGCGUUCGGAACGCCACUAGAGGCAGGAGAAGACGACGAGUCAGAACUACCAGGAACACCACCAACCCAGGAGAGAGGCGUUCUCUUUUCCUCCCCAAGCAAGCGGCCUCCACGCGCCAAGGGACCCGUGAAACAACCUCCAUUGCGACAGAAAGCGCCAGCGGUACAAUCAGACGACAUCACAAGAACCUUUGAAGACGGGCCUACACAGGAAAAUAUACCAGGAGAUACACAGCUGGCGACUCAGCAAAUACAAGCCCCAGACCCGGAUAUCGAACGGAGAAAGCAGGAAAAGGCACGAUUACAGCGCCAAGUAGAAGAUUUGGAGGCUGAGAUAUCAAGAUGCGCCGAGGAGGUUGUCAAAGAGCAGCGGCGUGCGCCAGACGAGACUUUAUCGUCAAAGGAGCGCAAUGAUUUAAUUGCCUUUAUUUCAAAACUCGCCGGCUCAGAUACAGAAUCAGAGAAACCAGCACCUGUAUCAACGCUACUAUGUUCAUUCCUCCCCUUCGGCGCACUCUCAGUACCUCAGCCACGCCCCAAACAAUCAGCCAAGCCCAUUCCCUCCCACCGACCCCUAGAUCUCGCGGACCCCUUACCCUACCUCGAAAUGUUCACCUCCCUAAACUUCUCCACGCAACUCAGCCUCCCCCGCAGCAAGAUCCUUCCAGCAUCAAAACGCGUCCACCAAAAACACACAAUCGGCAUCACUGGCCCCCAGAAACUUCUCACAGCCCAAGUCGCCAUCACCAUCGACGGUCUCGCACACCAGGUUGUCGAUAUGCAAGUCUUACGUCUCUCACCGUGGGCAGAGUGCGAAUUGGGUUCUUUCGUCCGCGCGAGGGCGCUGGAGAAGGAUAUCGGUAAUGCGGCGUGGGCUGUGGAUUCGUAUUGGGAACUUGCGAAGAAACGGGCGCAGUAUUGGCAUAAAUGCGAGACGGCGUUUGCGCAUCUGCUCGCUGGACGCGGUGACGAGGAUGCGGAGAAUGACGUAUCAAAGGCGAAAGCAAAGACGGGCAUAUCGCGUAAGGAUCUGAAUCGUAAUUUAGGUCGUGAUACAUUGGUCCUGCAAGAUAAGCAUGUUUUGCUGAAGUUGAAUUGGCGAAUUGGCUUCGAUUGGACGGGCGAGGCCGAGUCGGAUGUCACUGUUGAGGCUGCUUUUCCUAAGGUUUGGUCGGAAACGGAUAUGGGUGCUAGUCUUAAGAAGGUGCCGGAGACGUUUGCGUCGCUGCUGCGUACAAAAGGGGUGUUUGGGGCAACGAGGGUCAUGGUGGCGCUAUUGUUUGCGCAAUAG